AUGUCCAAGCGAAUCGCAAUCCAGCGGGCGAGAGGUUUCCUCGCUGAUGCGGGGCCGACCGAGUCCGGCAUGCUCGAAGCGGAAGCGGUGGUGCACUUGGCGCAGCACCUUUCCGACGCGAUCCGAACCGCAGCAGAGGGGAAGAAGACGAGACCGUCUCGCUCGUCUUGCUUGCAGCUGGCACUGCAGGUAUUGCUGACCGCGUUCGGGCUGCGCAGAGCCGCUCUUGUGGACGCUCUGAGCCUCACACCAGCCCAAGCGCGUGCUGUCGGUUCCAAGCUCGAGGCAGUCAACGAGGAUGGAUCCCACUCAGAAGCUGAGGCGCUGAGCCAAGUCUGCCUGCUCUUCCACACUCCCUCCUCGCAGACGUUCAUUGUGAGCAGAAGGGCGGAGCUCUGGACGGAUGCCAACUCUCCAACCGUGUGGGUCGACUGCCGCGCAAGACUGGAGCAUGCAUCGCCCAACCUUAUCGAGCCGGACGCACAUGUCAAUUCGCUCAUCACGGCUGUGCGAGACGCCGUUCUUGCCUGCGGCCCCGCCGACGUGCUCAUUGUUCCUUUUCCCACGACGGAAGAGCCGAUGGAGCUUGACUCGCUGCAAUCGGAAGCUCAGCUGGUCGGGAUUGCACUUGCUGGUUUCCUCCUGGAGUAUGCAGCGGUAUACUGCCUGCAUGACACCUCGUCGCUAGCGGACGUCAACAACCUCCGCUACAACAUCCGACCCCUGCAAGUGACUGACCUGCCGCACGCCGACGUCGAGUACACGAGCUCUCCUCAGAACAGUCUAGCCUCCCAGCCAUUGGUCCUGUUCCGAGUGACGUGGAUACGCGAGCCUUCAUUUGCCAGCUCACAUGCUUCCGAACUGGAACUGUUGGCCUUCUCAAUCCCGCAGUCCCUUGUGACCAAGUUCGACCCGGGCAACUUCCGCUCGGGUCUCGCGACCACGUUCCAGAGCCGUCUGCACCACAUUAGCUCUUCCUUUGCAUCCCCAUUUGCCAAUUUGUUAGCAUCCGGAAUUACCUCUGUCGAGACCAACCCUGUCACACUUCACAAGGUAGCCUUGUAA
This is a messenger RNA of Moesziomyces antarcticus, 1065 nucleotides long. RefSeq lists its product as uncharacterized. The coding region runs from base 1 to 1065 and encodes 354 amino acids. Lineage: Eukaryota; Fungi; Basidiomycota; Ustilaginomycetes; Ustilaginales; Ustilaginaceae. The transcript has a single exon. The record is from RefSeq and is a predicted model, not a curated record.